Camponotus floridanus (Florida carpenter ant) is the source of this 3308-nucleotide messenger RNA. Its product is annotated as pyrokinin-1 receptor. Gene Ontology annotation, molecular function: neuromedin U receptor activity. Gene Ontology annotation, cellular component: plasma membrane. NCBI's taxonomy places the organism in Eukaryota, Metazoa, Arthropoda, Insecta, Hymenoptera, Formicidae. The record is from RefSeq and is a predicted model, not a curated record. The transcript is spliced from 6 exons. Bases 728 to 2575 code for a protein of 615 amino acids. Gene Ontology annotation, biological process: neuropeptide signaling pathway.
UCUCAGAGAAUCGAAAUAGAGCUCGUGUGUUUCUAACGUUUAUAAAACCGGCAUUGCCGAUGACAACAUGAUCGAAUGCAGGCAAGAAAAUCAAAGAUGAGUAUGCUAGUGCGUGCGGAUGAAAAUAGUGUUCGCCAGCGUAGCGAUGCAGAACGUGUUUAAGUGCUCCGCGUUCAAGAACAAAUGUAAAGCAGUGGUGGUGUGCGGCUUGUAGUUUUUGGAAAGCAUUCCAUAGUGUCCAGUUUGUUUGUCGAAACGAUCGCCAGUUGUAGCUCACAUAGCUGGUAAAGAAACUAGAAAAUUCAUACACGAACAAAGAUAAAAAGCAGCAAAAAAGGAUCGCCAAAAAUCAAUAUUUUGAUUCGUGGAAAAAUACUGGAAAGAUGCGUUGGACAAAAUAUAUUGAAAUCUAUCAAUAACAUCGAGAUCACAAGUUGGAAUUCAACGACAAACAUGUGAGGAUGUCAGAAUUAACAGGAGGACAUUUCAUUUUACGAAAUAAAUCAGCAAUCGUGCGACAAUGUCAAUGACGAUGACUUGAUAUGCUAAUAAGAUUUCAACAGCGAAAAUAUAAACGGAGAUUUAGCAGCGUAAAAAUAUUCAAGCUUAAUAGCCUCUUUAUCAUGAGAUCUGAAUCGUCGACAAGGCAAAGUCGGCGUGUAUUUUCGCCAAUUGUCUUAUUAUCUGGUCGCUCGUCAAAAGAACGAUAAAAAUAAAGAAAAACAGAAUGAUUUCGGCGAUCGGAGAAAAUAUCACGAGAAUCCUUAAAGAGGCUGUAGAAGACACCUGGGAACUCGUGAAGAGCAAUGAUUCGCAUUUAAGACUACGUUCCACGAUCGAUGACGCCGCAGUUGGCGCGAACUCACGAAACGAAAAUUACUCGAGCGUGAUCGCCGCCUUCCUGAGGGAAGAAAACGCUUCCCUCGCUUCCGAUCGCCGGGACUCCCUAUAUAUCAUACUACCGAUUACAGUGAUCUACGUUGUAAUCUUCUUCACCGGCGUGAUCGGAAACAUCUUCACGUGCGUGGUAAUCGCGCGCAACAAGUCCAUGCAUACCGCUACCAAUUAUUAUCUCUUCAGCCUGGCUGUGUCCGACCUCUUAUUGCUUGUUUCCGGUCUGCCGCAGGAAAUGUACUAUAUAUGGUCGCCUUUUCCCUACGUCUUUGGCGAAGCAUUUUGCAUUAUCCAGAGCUUCGCUGCGGAGACCUCGGCCAACGCCACCGUCCUCACUAUCACAGCUUUCACCGUUGAAAGAUAUGUGGCAAUCUGUCAUCCCUUCAUCUCGCAUACCAUGUCAAAGCUGUCUCGAGCAAUCAAAUUUGUAGUGGUAAUCUGGCUAUUGGCCCUUUGUCUCGCCGUGCCGCAGGCCAUUCAAUUUGGCAUCAUCUACGAGUACAACAACGACAGCGCUAUCCUGGACAGCGCCAUUUGCUCGACGCGCUGGACGCUGAUCGAGCACGCAUUCGAAAUCUCGACCAUUCUGUUUUUCGUAUUACCGAUGACGAUCAUCAUCGUGCUGUACAUACUGAUCGCUAUCAAGCUACGACGCUCGAAUCUGCUAACCGCCACUGACAGCAAGAGGCAUCACAUACCUGGUGGAUUAAAUCAGGAUAAUGGCAGAGGGAAGACGAACGCCCAGAGAAAUGUCAUUCGCAUGCUCAUCGCAGUAGUAGUAGCCUUUUUCAUCUGCUGGGCGCCAUUUCACGCACAAAGAUUACUGGCCGUAUAUGCGGCACAAAAUACCGCAUCUGAAUCUGAAGAUGCCCUGAUUAUAGUAUAUACCACGCUCACGUAUGUGUCCGGAAUAUUUUAUUAUUUAUCCACCACAGUGAACCCGCUCCUCUACAAUAUUAUGUCUAACAAGUUCAGGGAAGCCUUCAAGUCGAUGCUAUCCAAGAAUUGUGUCAGGAAGUCUCACAGAAGUAGCCUUCGACAGCCGACUUAUAGCAGUCUGUCGCGGUAUCAGAGGUCUAUGAAGCGAUUCAAUGACGCCCAGCAUUCGCCUUCGAUAUCCCUCAGUGAUGAGCAGCAGCGAAUGAUGCAUAUCGCUUUGACGAAUAACGUAAAUUCCUGCGAGGUGAACGGAUUCGCGAAAUCACAGAGUGAACAACAAGUGCGUACUGUUGUCGCGAUUAGAGAGACUACGAGCUGCCGGGAAUACGCCAGAAGUAUGUCAAGAGGCUCCGAUUCCAGUCAACUCACCAUGACCACGUCGUUGAGUAAGCAAGCUCUCAACAACGAGGGCAACAAUAAUGUAGCCACAAACGAGUGUCUGCCGAGGAUACAUAGGUCACCGAAAGCUGUCACUUUAGCAGGGAUCCUUACGGAGAGACUGGGUCUCAGUACGAAAGGAUUCUUCGCACAGCAUCGAAAAACUUCUCCGACCAGCCCGACGAAGCCGAAACCAGAGAAAACGCCGAUCGCAGUGAUGCCGCCGCGAUUCCAGAGUCAUCCAAGCAUCGAGAGCGCCAAUACGAUCAGCAAUUCCAGUCUUCAAGAUCUCGAUGAGACCGAAUUUACCGGAACUGAACUGGCGCGAUACAUGGGCGAGUUGAACUUCGACCUUGUUACCUGACAUUCGUUCCAGAAACGUCGCCUCUCGAAGUAGACGUUUCUCGAAAUCAACACGAUCUUCAUAUGCAAUACCGCAGGCUUAUAAAGUCUGGGUAAUAUAAAGAUCUUGAUAGUGUGCAUUAUAGCAUCUAUAUAAUUCUAUAUAAUUCUACAGAACAUAUACUAUCACUUGCAAUUAAAAGAGUUUGUCAAUUUGCAAAUCUUAAUACAAUUGGAUCAAAGUGGUGGAUAAUGCGCGAGACAUAUUGCAUCAUCAGAAUGAAUUGAUGCGGAAUAUGUCACAAACUUGAUAGAGUCAAUUUUCGUAAAGUUAUUAUUGUAAGAAGAGAAAAGGAUAUUGAUUAUGUGAAAAAAUGAAAACAUAAUAUGAUAAAAACUAAUCUUCCCCUAACAGGGGAAAAAUUGGGGAUAAUAUAUUAAAAUCAUUGUCCGUGAUUGAAAGAAAUAAAUAUUGACAGUGAUUUUAGUAAACAAAUAGCCGAAAAUUGUGGCGUAAACAAGAUCGUUAUUGCUUAAUAUUUAAAUUACAUACAUUUGCAAACAUUAUAUUUCUCUGUGUAGUAUAACUGUUAAUAUAAUGCUAGUCUCAUACGGAUAUAAUUUACAGAUAUUUAUCGACGUUCUUAAGAAUGUAAACAUGUAUAAUGAUGAUAAAGAUGUUUUUGCUGAUAAUAUGUAAAGUUCUAAUGUAAUCAUGUGAAAUGACUUGCCAUACAGUAGAUAGCUUCUUUGUG